UUGAAUCCUAAACGACAACAAAACUAUCUUCGCUCGCAAAGAUAAAGGUUUGUUUUCCCGUAUUCAUGAGCAUUUCGUUACACCACCUCCCCAGAGAAGGAGAAAUGGAAAACGUGCAUCUGGCUGUGGAGGAGGAUGAUAUUUAUUCGGGUUACAACGACUAUAAUCCAACAUUUGACUCCGAGGAGUUGGAGAAUGAUGUGGGCUUCCAGCAAGCAGUGAGGACCAGUCAUGGAAGAAGACCUCCGAUGACUGCCAGAUUUCCUGGCACUGCCAUUGGAGCUCGGCCUUUAGCGUCUUCCUUUGGAUCUCGUAUACCUAUGGCCUCUUCAAUGGGCAGACCCAUGACUGGAGCUGUGCAGGAUGGAGCAGCCCGACCAAUGACUGCUGUCAGAGCAGCAGGUUACACAUCCUCCCUGACCCGUGGCUCAAACUUUGACCCUCUGGGCCAGUCCAGAGGCCCCGCUCCUCCACUUGAAGCCAAGAAUGAGGACACGCCUGAGGAGAAGAUCAAGAUCCUGGAGAAGAAAGUUAAUGACCUGAUAGAAGAGAGCUGCAUGGCACAGAGCAUUGGAGCCUUACAACUGGCUCUUGAAAAAGCCAAAGAGGCAGGGAGGAAGGAGAGAGCCCUGGUGAGACAGAGGGAACAGUCUGGCAAUGCAGAACACAUCAAUUUAGACCUCACCUACUCUGUUUUGCUCAACCUUGCCAACCAGUAUGCUAACAAUGAAAUGUACCCAGAGGCCCUAAACAGCUACCAGGUCAUUGUGAAGAACAAGAUGUUCAGUAACGCAGGCCGGCUGAAGGUUAAUAUGGCAAACAUCUAUGUCAAACAGAAGAACUACCCCAAAGCCAUCAAGUUCUACCGAAUGGCAUUAGAUCAGAUCUCCAACGCUCACAAGGAAAUGAGGAUCAAGAUCAUGCAGAAUAUCGGCGUGGUCUUUGUCCGUAUGGGCCAAUACUCCGAUGCCAUAACGUCUUUUGAGCACAUCAUGAGUGAGAGCCCCAACAUCAAGACGGGCUUCAACCUUAUUCUUUGCUACUAUGCCAUUGGUGAUAGGGAAAGGAUGAAGAAGGCCUUUCAGAAGCUCAUCUCUGUUCCUCUGGGAAUCGAUGAUGAAGACAAGUACAUCCCAUCUAAUGAUGACGCUAGCUCAAAUAUGGUCAUCGAGGCCAUUAAGAACGACAAACUUCACCAGAUGGAGAGAGAUCUAAAAGUCCUGGCUGAGAAGUUCAUCAUGACCUCAGCCAAGCUCAUCGCUCCGGCCAUUGAGACUUCUUUUGCUACUGGAUUUGACUGGUGUGUGGACAUGGUGAAGAGUUCUCAGUAUGUUGAGCUUGCCAACGAUCUAGAGAUAAACAAAGCCAUCACCUACCUUAGGCAGAAGGACUUCAACCAGAUUGAGGCGGUGGAAACUCUGAAGACAUUUGAGAAGAAGGACAGCAGAGUGAAGAGUGCUGCAGCCACCAACCUCUCUUUCCUCUACUUCCUGGAGAAGGACUAUGACCAGGCUGACCGAUAUGCUGACCUUGCCAUGAACGCUGAUCGCUACAACCCGGCAGCACUUAUCAACAAAGGCAACACGGUGUUUGUCAAGCAAGACUAUGAAAAGGCUGCAGAGUUCUACAAAGAAGCACUGAGGAAUGAUUCCUCCUGCACUGAGGCCCUCUACAACCUGGGUCUAACCUAUAAGAGACUGAAUCGUCUAGAAGAGGCUCUGGACUGCUUCCUGAAGCUCCAUGCUAUUCUGAGGAACAGUGCCCAAGUCAUGUACCAGCUGGCCAACCUCUAUGAGCUUCUGGAAGAUCCCCAACAGGCAAUCGAGUGGCUGAUGCAGGUCAUCAGCGUAACUCCCACUGACCCCCGGGCACUGGCCAAACUGGGAGAGCUGCAUGAUGGCGAGGGCGACAAGUCCCAGGCUUUCCAGUACUACUACGAGUCCUUCAGGUACUUCCCCUCCAACAUCGAUGUGAUUGAAUGGCUCGGGGCUUACUACAUUGAGACACAGUUCUGUGAGAAGGCCAUUCAGUACUUUGAAAGAGCUACACUCAUACAACCAACCCAGGUGAAGUGGCAACUAAUGGUGGCAAGCUGCUACAGAAGAAGUGGAAACUACCAGAAAGCUCUGGAAACGUAUAAAGACAUUCACCGCAAGUUUCCGGAAAAUGUGGAAUGCCUGCGUUUCUUGGUGAGGCUGUGCACAGACAUGGGAUUGAAGGAAGUCCAAGAAUAUGCCACCAAGCUGAAGAAGGUGGAGAAGAUGAAGGAGAUCAGAGAACAGAGGGUUAAGUCAGGGCGGGAGGGCAGUGCCAGGGGUCGGAGAGAAGGCAGAGAGGGCAGCGCCGGGAGUGCUGCAGGCGUCUCCACACCUGUCCUCACCUCUCCCAAGAAGGCCAGCAUUAUGGACAGUGGACACAGCAGCAACAGCACUAAAGGAGAGCGGCUGAGUGCCAAGAUGAGGUCACUUCCUGGUUCCAAUGAGCCCUACGAGGCCAGCAGCCCAAAAGAAAUAGAUGCGUCUUAUGUGGACCCACUUGGGCCUCAGAUGGAGAGACCAAAGACGGGAGCCAAGAGACGCGUGGAGGACGACGACUUUGCAGAUGAAGAGCUGGGAGAUGACCUGCUGCCAGAGUAGCUGCUUCUACCCUCUGUCUUCACUGCACUGUCGGGAACAUUUGCUCUCUUGUCACCUUUUGAAAGGCAAGAGCACAAAGUUUAACCACAAAACCAAAACAUUUUAAACUCACCUCUUCAGCAACAAAAACACAAACGUUACAGGAUAAAGAUUUUUAUUUUUCAUGGGCAUCAAUGAGGGACCGGUGUUAUUUCCACUUCCGAGUGUAGGAGUGAGAUGUGUUUACCUAUCAGAUCGGUCAUCUUUGCCUUACAUCUGAAUAACUUUGCUUGGAAAACAGAAAGGCUGACCGCUGAUUUCUUAAAGGUAAAUUAUUAUACAUAUAUUUUUAACAGAGGAAUAUGUAUAUACAUUGGAAUGAAUGCAAAUAAUGUUUUACACAAAGCUGGUUACAGUGCAGUUUUGGCUCUGUACUCCAGCACAAUGAAUUUGAAAUGAAUGAAACUAUCACAAUGAGCCUAUAAAGUUCUGACAUUCAACUUUAAUUUGAAUGUGUUUACAUUCAUAUCUGAUGACUUGUGUAGAAUUUAUAGAUCUUUUUGGAAAUAGUGUUCCUCCCAAGCGUAAAAGGUCUACGAGUUCUUUAGUGUUCACCCAAUAUGGAUGUCAACAACCUAAAACGCAUUUAAAGUCUUAAAGUCCCAGUCAACUUCAGAGCCAAAACAAUUAUUUUAAAAAAUAUCGCUAUCCUAAUAUUUUUGACUGCACUGUGUGUUUCCAUGAGUUUGAGAACCUUCUGCAAAACCCAUCAACACCAUAUAACAAACAUAUGUAAUCCAUCCAUUUCAGGUCCUGUUCCAUUUUACAUGUUUCAAAAAUGUUUUUUUGUGGGGUAAUAUUUAUUGUUUUGUUAAUUUAUUUGUUGUUCAUUUAUAUAAUUAAAAGGGAAAAUAUUUUAUUUA
Molecule: messenger RNA, 3538 nt
Organism: Micropterus salmoides (largemouth bass)
Lineage: Eukaryota; Metazoa; Chordata; Actinopteri; Centrarchiformes; Centrarchidae
Gene: ift88
Product: intraflagellar transport 88 homolog
Exons: 26
Coding region: 66-2636 (856 amino acids)
Biological process (GO): kidney development; intraciliary transport; inner ear receptor cell stereocilium organization
Cellular component (GO): centriole; ciliary base; ciliary basal body
Molecular function (GO): kinesin binding
Source: RefSeq, a predicted model, not a curated record